GUCUGAAACAGGUAAGAUGAUAUCACAAAAGCAUAAAACCAACGAAUACUCCAAACUAGAAUUGGUAAUUUACCUUUUGAUAAUUCGUAAAAAUAAACUUUUUUUAAAAAGCGUCAUUGAAAAAUAGUCCAAUUCUGGUUGAUGAAGCCUUACACAUGAAGGCCGCACAGAGACAUUCUAUUGACUACACCAAGCAGAACAGUAAACAAACCUCUUUCCUGAAGUUUGCACCAUUUAGAGGCUUUCAGGAUUUACAGCUUCCAAAUUGAUUCUCCAAGUAAAGGAUAAAGGAUAAUCCUUUUCACCUGUUCAUGUACCGGUUACCACUAUCCUUGGCAUCAAGUUUCCGAUUGAAAAGAAUAUAAAGAAACGUUCCUUCACCGCUUGUAGAGGAGUUUGAAACGUAUUCGAAAAGAAGACCCAAAUUUUGUUUUCUUACUUAAUUGACUCAAGAUUAGCGCCCUCUUUGGAAUACUAUGGAUACAUAUACAGUUGCAUUUUUAAAGAAAGCUGGAUUGGAGGACAGUGUUGAAGUUGCAUCGACAUGGAGCCCAUUCAUCCAAAAUCUCGCAACCGGUACGGCCAAUGAAGAUUCGUUUCGAAAAUGGCUUUAUGAGGAUCGUUUAUACGUUCAGGCUACCUCUCUAUUUUUAGCGAAGGUAAUUGCGGCUUUACAAAAGGAAAAUUCUCCUUCUGUUUCCGACGCAUUGCACCUUGUGUUAGGAGCUUAUCAGGUUGUUCGACCAGAAAUUAGUCAUUUUAAUGAAAAAUGCAAAGAAAAAGGAAUUCAGCUUCCCCAAUUGCCUUGUAUUCCGACUUCCUGGGAACAAAAUCUACUAGAAAACGACCCCCAACAGUAUGCUUCUCAUUCCUCCCCUGCUUGUUACGAAUACAUUUUGUUUGUCACAAAGACUAUGUUUGAAAUACGGAAUGCUUCUGCUAGUGAUUUUUAUUUGGCAUUUUACAUGAACGAACUCAUCUAUCAUCGAGCUUGGAAAUUUGUUUAUGAAUCUUCAUCCUUUCGAAAAAGCUUCACUCAAGACAUGGAAUUUGUUUCUUGGUGGGCAAACGAUGAAUUUGCAGAAUUUGUUGAAAACCUAGCUCGUGCAGCACAGAAAAUUAAUAUUACUGAGACAACUAUCUUCAUUUUAAAGAAAAUUUGUCAUUUUGAGCAGCGAUUUUUUGAUACUGCUCUUUCCUAAAUCUUUUAAGUGUCUUCCAAUUCCAGCAUUUAAGCUUGCAAAUUCUUCGAGAAGCUAGUAUUUUCAACGCCUGACGGUAAUCUACCAUAACUUAAUACCCCUUAUUAUUACCCUGAGGAUACUUCAAGGGAAUACUUCAUUGUUGAUUUCUCUUUCAACCUCUCUUGAUAAAGUGGCAAUCUUAUGUUUACGUUUUUUAAUAUUAUCUUUUUCGUUCCCACUUUAUGCUGAAAGUUUCACUUUUAAUAGACUUCGUAAAUAAACAAGAAAAUUCCUGC
Molecule: messenger RNA, 1480 nt
Organism: Schizosaccharomyces cryophilus OY26
Lineage: Eukaryota; Fungi; Ascomycota; Schizosaccharomycetes; Schizosaccharomycetales; Schizosaccharomycetaceae
Product: TENA/THI domain-containing protein
Exons: 1
Coding region: 477-1202 (241 amino acids)
Cellular component (GO): cytosol
Source: RefSeq, a predicted model, not a curated record